AUGAAUUCAUGCAUUCAUGGGUCCCGUUCGCUGGAGUGCGGCCGCCCCCCGCGCCCCUCCCCGCACCUGUGCGCACACGCACGCACCCACCGCGUCGCGACCCGGGACCCGACCAAGAAAAGCCUGGUCGCAGCCAGCAGCUGUUUUGACACUUGGACUUCAUCUGGGGAGCUUCCUGUAGUUCAGGCUCCCAAGACUAGGCGAGCUAGGGUUGAAAAGUGUCCGCAGUCACGACUACCUACAAAAGUGUUCACAGUUUCCAAUUUAGGAGAUACCUCAAGUUCCUCUGAUCGCUCCAGCCUGAAGAGGAUAGUGAAGGAUGUAUUAUCACUAGCAAAUUAAUUUAUUUUAGAUCACCCAGAUUUGAAACAUAUUGACCCAGUGGUUUUAAAGUAUUGUCAUGCGGCAGCUGCAACUUACAUAUUGGAGGCAGGAAAGCACCGGGCUGACAAUUCCACUCUGAGCACUUACCUGGAAGACUGUAAAUUUGACAGAGAGAGAAUAGAACUGUUUUGCACGGAGUAUCAGAAUCAUAAGAAUUCCCUGGAAAUCCUACUGGGGAGUAUAGGCAGAUCUCUCCCUCAUAUAACUGAUGUUUCUUGGCGCUUGGAAUAUCAGAUAAAGACCAAUCAACUUCAUAAGAUGUACAGACCAGCAUAUUUGGUGACCUUAAAUAUAGAGAACCCUGACUCCGGGUCCUACCCAGAUAUUAGUUUUAGUUGCAACAUGGAACAAUUGCAGGACUUGGUGGGGAGACUCAAAGAUGCUUCGAAAAGCCUGGAAAGAGCAACUCAGUUAUGAGUUGGGAUAGCUAAGCCUUGGCUGAGGCUGGAAGAAAACCAGAACUGCCCUGCCUUCUGCCGAGCCGUCGUGUGUGCGACCUGGAAGUUCUCAUUUUUUUUUCUUCUGUGUGUGUGUGUUGGGGGGGGGGGGAAUCUUCCAUUCCUGCCACUGUUCGAACACUUGGGUAUUUUUUUUUUAAUGUCCGUGAAAAGGUUAUAGGGAAAUUCUGCCGGAGUAUUGGAAUCCCCUUUCGUAUUAACUGUUUCUCCUCUUUUGAUCUUUGUCAAGUCCCACAAAAUAAAAGUGUUGCACCCUGA
Molecule: messenger RNA, 1100 nt
Organism: Dipodomys ordii (Ord's kangaroo rat)
Lineage: Eukaryota; Metazoa; Chordata; Mammalia; Rodentia; Heteromyidae
Gene: Commd3
Product: COMM domain containing 3
Exons: 9
Biological process (GO): sodium ion transport
Source: RefSeq, a predicted model, not a curated record